This is a messenger RNA of Rotaria socialis, 1368 nucleotides long. NCBI's taxonomy places the organism in Eukaryota, Metazoa, Rotifera, Eurotatoria, Philodinida, Philodinidae. The record is from the annotation of a GenBank genome assembly.
AUGGCAGCUAUUUUUUCCACUCAAACUCGUAACACUCAUGCCGUAGUAGCGGGCCGUGAGAUUGCUCGGGCUAUCAAACAAAGUGAUGCUGCAAUAAGGCAAGAAUAUCCUUUCUUAUACCAUCAAGAUUGGAUUUGCACAAUAAUAUUUACUAGUUCAAUAUUAUUAAUGUCUUUAUUUUCAUAUCUUUAUUUAUCAAAUUACAUUUCUGCAAUACCGACUAUUAUUUCAAUAGCAUUGGUAAUAUCCUUUUUACAUGAAUUAGAACAUGAUAUUAUUCAUAACUUGUAUUUUAAAAAAUAUAAAUCGAUUCAAAAUUUCAUGUUCCUCUUUAUUUGGAUCGCUAAAUUACAUAUUUCACCUUGGUAUCGUCGCCAGUUACAUUUAAAACAUCAUCUUUUAUCAGGUCAAAUAAAUGAUGCCGAAGAAAGAUUAAUUGGAUUAGGUUUAUCACCGAAUUACAAAAGAAUGGUUGUUAGUAUGCAUCCUUUUGGUGGUGUUUUGGUCACUGAUGAUAUUAAAAAAGAUGCAAAAUUUUUAAAUUUAUUUACUCUACAAGCUCAUAAUGCACCGAUGAUGUUAAUAUUUCUUUUUAUUAAUCUUUGUUUUCUUGGUUAUAAUUUAUUGUACUUCAUAUAUUUUUGUUUCAAUUAUGAUAUGAAUACAAUAUAUGGUAUUGAUACAUUUUAUCCAACUAUUCGUACUUUAGCAGUUUGUUUAUGUUUUCCAAAUUUGUUAAGGCAAGCCUGCUUAGUAUUAAUGUCGAAUUCUUCUCAUUAUUUUGGUGAUAUACCUUUGAAUACUGUAUACUAUCAAAAUCAAAUAUUAGACUCAUGGUAUAUGCUUCCUUUUCAAUUAUUUUGUUUUAAUUUCGGUGCAACACAUAUUGUACAUCAUUAUGUUCCUUCGCAACCAUUCUAUAUUCGACAUUUUACGGCUAGAUCGGUAAAGAAUGUGAUGAUUGAGUUAGGGGUGCGUAACAAUGAUUUUGGUAUAUUGUGGAGAAAUAAUCAUUAUACGAUCGAUCCAAAAGUAGAUGGAAAACAGCAAUUCUAUGGUAAAUGUUGGUUUGCUGCAUGCAUAGUGUUAGGAUUUCCUUUGUACAUAAUAUGGGAUAUAAUGAUUCUCCGUAAACUCAACAAAAAUAUCAUAAACUUAAUUAGCGAAAAGUUAUCGAAGCAAAACAUAAAAGAACAUGAUUUCAAUAAUAAUAAUGUAUUAUUAACGGACGAGAAGAUGGUUAACAAUGGUGAAGCAAUAAUCGGUAAUGGUACUAGCCAAUUGAAUUCAUUGACGAAUCGAAUGGCAUUACAUUAUGUAUCACAAGACCAAAUUGAAGAAAUCGGUGAUAAAGCCCUUGAAACUUAA